AUGACCUCGGAAAUUGUUCAUGUCCCUUCAAAAUGGCGAGCAAAACACCCUCAUGGAGCCCAUCUCAAUGGAUUUCUAGAGUACCGAACUCUAUACGAAGAAUCGAUUCGCUCUCCAGACACAUUCUGGGCCAAACAAGCACGCGAACUUCUUUCCUUCACUCAAGACUUCCACACCACCCGUAUCGGAUCGUUUCAGAACGGUGAUAACGCGUGGUUCCUGGGCGGACAACUGAACGCUUCCUUCUGCUGCGUCGACCGACAUGCAAUCCAGGACCCAGAUCGAGUGGCAAUCAUCUAUGAACCAGAUGAUCCGCAGGAUGGCAGUCAAAGUAUCACGUAUUCUGAGCUGCUCAGACAUGUUUCCCGACUAGCUGGAUGUUUGCGGGCCCGGGGCGUGAGAAAGGGCGACAUUGUCACUAUUUAUAUGCCUAUGAUCCCGGAAGCUGUUCUUGCUUUGCUUGCGUGUGCUCGAAUCGGGGCUGUGCAUUCGGUUGUCUUUGCGGGGUUUUCUGCGGGUGCUCUGCAGGACAGAAUUGUUGAUGCGAAAUCGAAGGUGGUGAUUACUACUGAUGAAGGCCGGCGAGGUGGAAAGGUCAUUCAUACUAAGUCUGUGGUGGAUGAUGCUGUGAAAGAUUGCUCGUGUGUAUCGACUAUUCUGACUUUCAGACGAACGGGUGGUGAUGUCCCUUGGACUGUUGGCAGAGACCUGUGGUGGGAUGAGGAAGUCAAGAAGUAUCCUGCUUAUAUCUCGCCUGAGCCCAUGCAGUCAGAGGAUCCUCUCUUUUUGCUGUAUACGUCUGGCUCGACUGGGAAGCCCAAAGGCGUGCUGCACAGCACUGCAGGAUAUCUUCUCGGUGCCGCGGUUACCGGUAAGUAUGUCUUUGAUAUUCAUCAAAAAGAUCGCUUCUUUUGCAGUGGAGACAUUGGAUGGAUCACUGGUCAUACAUACACAGUCUAUGCCCCCUUGGUACUCGGGUGUACGACUAUCAUUUUUGAGGGCACGCCGGCUUAUCCUAGCUUCAAACGGUACUGGGAAGUUGUCGCAAAAUGCGCUGCGACUCAUUUUUAUACGGCACCAACCGCCCUGCGACUUUUGAAAAGCAAAAUCAAGAAGGAGGAAAUCGAAUGCUUUGACAUGAGUCAAUUGCGAAUACUUGGCUCAGUUGGCGAGCCGAUCGCACCGGAAAUCUGGAAAUGGUUUCACAAUUUCUUUGGAUCUAAUCAAACGACCCUGACUGAUACAUAUUGGCAAACCGAGACUGGAUCUCACGUUGUCGCUUCAUUAGCCGGUGUGACUCCGAUGAAACCGGGUUGUGCCUCUCUUCCAUGCUUUGGAAUCGAUCUGGCAAUCAUUGAUCCAGUCAGUGGCGAAGAGCUUACAGGGAAUCUCGUUGUGGGUGUUCUAGCAAUCAAGCAACCUUGGCCAAGCAUGGCUCGAACUAUCAAAGACAAUCACGACCGAUACAUGGACACAUACUUCAACAUUUACAAGGGAUAUUAUUUCACUGGCGACGGUGCCUAUCGAGACCAUGAUGGCUAUGUUUGGAUCAGAGGGCGAGUGGACGAUGUUAUCAAUGUCUCAGGUCAUCGAAUCUCGACCUCAGAAAUCGAAAGCGCCCUUCUUGAGCACCCUGCUGUGGCAGAAACGGCAAUAAUUGGAGUCCCGGACAACCUCACUGGCGAGGCGAUCAACGCGGUUGUCUCCCUUAAAGAAAGAGAGAACCCUAUUGAUAUUAAAGACGAGUUGAUUCUUCACAUACGCCGGACGAUUGCGCCCUUUGCGGCCCCAAAAGCAGUCUUUAUUGUGACAGAUCUUCCAAAGACCAGAAGUGGAAAGAUUGUGCGUCGGAUCCUGCGAAAGGCUCUGAUUGGCGAGAGAGAAUUUGGGGAUAUAUCAACCGUAAGAGAACUUUCCAUAUACUGGGACUUUUUCAGGAUACUGACCUCGAUUUAG
Messenger RNA from Penicillium olsonii, 1956 nucleotides. NCBI's taxonomy places the organism in Eukaryota, Fungi, Ascomycota, Eurotiomycetes, Eurotiales, Aspergillaceae. The record is from the annotation of a GenBank genome assembly.